This is a messenger RNA of Gadus macrocephalus (Pacific cod), 3804 nucleotides long. It is a transcript of the gene strn3, whose product is annotated as striatin, calmodulin binding protein 3. Lineage: Eukaryota; Metazoa; Chordata; Actinopteri; Gadiformes; Gadidae. Gene Ontology annotation, cellular component: dendrite. The coding region runs from base 1 to 2157 and encodes 718 amino acids. Gene Ontology annotation, molecular function: calmodulin binding; protein phosphatase 2A binding; protein-containing complex binding. The transcript is spliced from 16 exons. The record is from RefSeq and is a predicted model, not a curated record.
AUGGAUGAAGGAGGAGGUGGAGGAGGAGGAGGAGGAGGAGGGGUGGGAAUGGCCGCCCCGAGACAGCCGCAGCAAGGGAACAACAACCCCGCUAACCCGCCGACGGGCGGCGGGGGCGGCGGGGCUCUGGUGCCCCAGCAGCAGCAGCAGCCGGCAGAGGAGAUGCCCCCGCGGCCCCAGCAGUACACCAUCCCCGGCAUCCUGCACUACAUCCAGCACGAGUGGGCCCGCUUCGAGAUGGAGAGGGCGCACUGGGAGGUGGAGCGGGCCGAGCUGCAGGCCAGGAUAGCGUUCCUCCAGGGAGAGAGGAAGGGUCAGGAGAACUUGAAGAACGACCUCGUCCGAAGAAUCAAGAUGUUGGAGUAUGCCCUGAAGCAGGAGCGAGCGAAGUACCACAAGUUAAAAUACGGAACUGAGCUGAACCAAGGAGAGGUGAAGCCUCCCAGCUUUGAAACAGAUGAAACCAAAGAAGCAGAAGUCACGUCUCCGCCAAACUGUCAGCUGACCUGGAAACAAGGACGGCAGCUGCUCAGACAGUACCUGCAGGAGGUGGGCUACACAGACACCAUCCUGGACGUGCGGUCCCAGAGGGUGCGCUCCCUGCUGGGUCUAGCCGGCUCGGAGCACAACGGCUCCCUGGAAAACAAGAACCUGGAGCACAUCCUCAACGGAACGGAGUCCCCCGGCAAGAGGAGGGAGCAGGACACCAAGAGGAGUCCCGGGGACGUCCUGGAGACGUUUAACUUCCUGGAGAACACGGAGGACAGUGAUGAGGAGGAGGAGGAAGAGGAGGGCGACAUGCUGGACCACAUCAACACACACACGGCGCAGCGCAAGAAACACAAGAACAAGGUGGCUAACGAGGGGCUAGCGUCGGAGCUCGCGGAGGACGCGGACACGGAGGAGGCGCUGAAGGAGUUCGACUUCCUGGUGACGGCGGAGGACGGCGAGGGCGCCGGGGAAGCCCGCAGCUCCGGGGACGGCACCGAGUGGGCGGAGCCACUGCCAUACCCUGCCAGCGGGGGGAAGUCCUUCCUGUUGGGCGGCAACGAGGACGUCCUGGAGAACGUGCUCGGACUGGGCGACCUCGCUGACCUCACCGUCGCCAACGACGACCCCGACUACAGCUAUGAUCUGCCGUCCAGUAAGGACUCGUCCUUCCGGAAGACGUGGAGCCCCAAGUACACGCUGCGGAGCCACUUCGACGGGGUGCGGGCGCUGGCCUUCCACCCCGUGGACCCCUGCAUGGUCACGGUGUCCGAGGACCAGACGCUGAAGCUCUGGAACCUCACCAAGACCCUCCCCGCCAAGAAAAGUGCCUCUUUCGAUGUGGAACCCAUCUACACAUUCAGAGCCCACAUUGGUGCGGUGCUGUGUGUGGCUAUGAGCUCCAGUGGAGAGCAGUGUUUCACCGGAGGCAUCGACUCCAACAUCCACUGGUGGAACAUGCCCAGUUCUAACGUGGACCCCUACGACACCUACGACCCCAGCGUGCUGGCGGGCUCGUGGGCGGGGCAUACGGACGCCGUGUGGGGAUUGGCUUACAGCGGCAUCAAGAAGCGGCUGCUGUCGUGCUCGGCCGACGGGACGGUGAAGCUGUGGAACCCUCAGGACAAGGGCGGGGCCGUGUGCACCCUGAACGCCGACCGAGAGCACGGCAUUCCGACGUCGGUGGACUUCAACGGCUGUGACCCCGCCCACAUGGUGACAUCAUUCAGCAGUGGGGAUGUGGUCCUCUAUGACCUGGAGACCUCCCAGCAUGCACUGGUGCUGCACGGCCAGGGAGAAAGCACACUGCCAGGAGCCAAUCACAUCAACAAGGUGGUGAGCCACCCGACGCUCCCCCUCACCAUCACCGCCCACGAGGACAGACACAUCAAGUUCUACGACAACAAGACAGGUAAGGUGGUUCAUGACAUGGUGGCUCACCUGGACGCGGUCACCAGCCUGGCGGUCGACCCGAACGGCAUCUACCUGAUGUCAGGAAGUCACGACUGCUCGGUGCGUCUCUGGAGCGUGGACAGCAAGACGUGCGUCCAGGAGAUCACGGCCCACCGGAAGAAGAGCGAGGAGGCCAUCUACGACGUGGCCUUCCACCCCAGCAGGGCCUACAUCGCCUCCGCCGGCGCCGACGCCCUGGCCCGCGUCUACGUCUAGAGAGGACCGCACACACACACACAGACAGACGGACACACACACACACACACACACACACACACACACACACACACACACACACACACACACACACACACACACACACGUACAGAGACAGAUAUACACAUACAGACGGACCGACACACACACAGACAGACGGACACACACACACAGACAGACGGACAGACACACACACACAGACAGACGGACAGACACACACACAGACAGACGGACAGACACACGUACACACAGAGAGAGACGGACACACAUACAAACACACACAGACGGUAGGACACACAGACAGACACACGUACACACAGAGAGAGACGGACACACACAGUGACACAUAUACAGACACAUACACACACAGACGGACAGACGCACACACACACACACGGACACACAGACACACACACAAAGAGGUCGACUAAACGCUAAGAAGUCCGGUUUCACUCAGAGACACGGCCCCCUCCGCCUCCUCCGUUGUUGUGGUUAUUAUGGUCUGGAUGAUGGUGGCGUGCCGAGGAACAGGAAGUGGAGCCCGUCCUGGGUCUCCAUGGAGCCGGCGUCCCACUCGCCCAUGUAAAGGAAAUCUAGUUUUGUAAUUCUUUUGAUAUGAACGGACCGCCGGAAGUGUAAACACUCAAACCCCCCCCCCCCCCCCCCCCCCAACCCACCCCUCCCUGGGGUCACACGGAUCAGGACAAUCAAACCCACUGGACCCGCUGGCCUCCUACACCCUUGUUUCCUAGCUCCUUGAUCCCUUCGCCCUUGUCUCCUAGUUCUGUAGCCCUCUGGUUCCUAGCUGCUGGGGUCAUGGAUUCUUAGCCCAACUGAGCAGCAGGAUGACCUUUGAACCCUGACCCCUUCCUACUAAAGACCCUACCCCAACACACACACACAACACAGAAACACAGACGUGUGACUUUUUAGACGGUUUUAUGAUUGGUUCUCUGAGCAGGAAACAGGAAGCAGAACCCAGUCCCAACCUUUCGGACUCGCGUAUAACUCUGCUCUGAUUGGUUGGGACGAAUAACUCAUCACUAAUGAUGCCACGGUUCAGGUGAUGACAUCACGCUGGAGACCCAUGACGUCGUGGUUCUGAGCGAUGACGUCACAGGUCCCAGGUCAGGAUAUUACCUUACGGGUCAGGUGAUGAAAUCAUAGUUUGGGGGUGAUAUCGCCAUUUUUUUUAAUGAUGACAUCACGGUUCUGAGCAAUGGCUUUGCUGUUGGACGGAUGACAUCACGGUUGGAGCGAUGACAUCACGGUUGGGAUUGGGCAGGAUUAUUCCACUCGUUUGUUUUUAAUGAUAUUUUAUUUUUCUAAGUUAAGGGAUUUGUAACGUCCUCACGGACCACGGCAGGAGAGCUCGUCUGGUUUCUGUUGUCCUGUUUUACCUGUCAAGGUGUUUCACCCCUCUGGUGUAAUUCAAGGCUUUUGUUUGUGUAAUGCAUGAUUAAUACAAUAAAGUAUUUUUUCUAGUCUUCCAAAAAGAAAAAAAAUAUCAGUUUGGGAGUUUUGAUGAGUUUUGUAAGUUUUUUUGAUUUACAAACAGCAGAUUUUAAAGAUUGUACCACAUAGCAAAAUACAACUGUUGAAAUGUAUAUAAAAUGUCUAUAAUAAAUAUUAAAUGGUGUACAUGUA